Molecule: messenger RNA, 4018 nt
Organism: Jaculus jaculus (lesser Egyptian jerboa)
Lineage: Eukaryota; Metazoa; Chordata; Mammalia; Rodentia; Dipodidae
Gene: Ipo5
Product: importin 5
Exons: 26
Coding region: 95-3388 (1097 amino acids)
Biological process (GO): protein import into nucleus
Cellular component (GO): cytoplasm; nucleus
Molecular function (GO): small GTPase binding; nuclear import signal receptor activity
Source: RefSeq, a predicted model, not a curated record
GCCCGCCAGCGCGCCUCACGGCUCCUGUCUCCCCUCCCCUCCUUCUCUCUCUCUCUCUCUCUCUCUCCCUCUCUCUCCCCUCACGCCUAGCGCAAUGGCGGCGGCCGCGGCGGAGCAGCAACAGUUCUACCUGCUCCUGGGAAACCUGCUCAGCCCCGACAAUGUGGUCCGGAAACAGGCGGAGGAAACCUAUGAGAAUAUCCCAGGCCAGUCAAAGAUCACAUUCCUCUUACAAGCCAUCAGAAAUACAACUGCUGCUGAGGAGGCUAGACAAAUGGCCGCCGUUCUCCUAAGACGUCUUUUGUCCUCUGCAUUUGAUGAAGUCUAUCCAACUCUCCCAUCAGAUGUUCAGACUGCCAUCAAGAGUGAAUUACUGAUCAUUAUUCAGAUGGAAACACAAUCCAGCAUGAGGAAAAAAGUUUGUGAUAUUGCUGCAGAAUUGGCCAGGAAUUUAAUAGACGAGGAUGGCAACAACCAGUGGCCUGAAGGUUUGAAGUUCCUUUUUGAUUCAGUCAGCUCUCAGAACAUGGGACUACGGGAAGCUGCCCUUCACAUAUUUUGGAACUUUCCUGGAAUUUUUGGGAACCAACAACAGCACUAUUUAGAUGUCAUCAAGAGGAUGUUAGUUCAGUGUAUGCAAGAUCAAGAACAUGCUUCGAUCAGGACAUUAUCAGCUAGAGCUACGGCUGCAUUCAUACUUGCAAAUGAGCAUAAUGUUGCUCUGUUCAAACAUUUUGCAGAUUUGUUACCCGGAUUCUUACAGGCUGUGAAUGACUCGUGCUACCAGAACGAUGAUUCUGUGCUCAAAUCCCUCGUUGAGAUUGCAGAUACCGUUCCGAAGUAUUUGCGUCCUCACUUGGAAGCAACGCUACAGCUAAGUCUCAAGUUGUGUGCAGACACGAGCCUCAGCAGCAUGCAGCGCCAGCUAGCCCUCGAAGUGAUUGUGACCCUCUCCGAGACUGCGGCUGCCAUGUUAAGAAAGCACACUAACAUUAUUGCUCAGACGAUCCCACAGAUGCUGGCAAUGAUGGUUGAUCUGGAAGAAGAUGAGGACUGGGCAAAUGCGGAUGAACUAGAAGAUGAUGAUUUUGAUAGCAAUGCGGUUGCUGGUGAGAGUGCGUUAGACCGGAUGGCUUGUGGACUUGGUGGGAAGCUCGUUUUGCCAAUGAUCAAGGAGCACAUUAUGCAGAUGCUUCAGAAUGGUGAUUGGAAGUGUCGGCAUGCAGGACUAAUGGCCUUAUCUGCCAUUGGUGAAGGGUGCCACCAGCAGAUGGAAGGGAUUCUAAAUGAGAUUGUGAAUUUCGUUCUUCUUUUCCUUCAGGAUCCUCAUCCCAGAGUGAGGUAUGCAGCCUGCAAUGCUGUUGGUCAGAUGGCUACGGACUUUGCACCUGGUUUCCAAAAGAAGUUUCAUGAGAAGGUCAUUGCCGCUCUGCUCCAGACCAUGGAAGACCAAGGCAACCAGCGGGUGCAGGCCCACGCAGCAGCCGCUCUCAUCAACUUCACUGAGGACUGCCCCAAGUCCCUGCUUAUUCCGUACCUGGACAAUCUGGUGAAACACCUGCAUUCCAUCAUGGUGCUUAAACUCCAAGAGCUGAUUCAGAAAGGCACCAAGUUAGUUUUGGAACAAGUUGUGACAUCCAUUGCAUCAGUUGCAGAUACUGCAGAAGAAAAAUUUGUUCCUUACUAUGACUUGUUUAUGCCAUCACUGAAGCACAUUGUUGAGAAUGCAGUUCAGAAGGAACUCAGACUUCUGAGAGGAAAAACUAUCGAGUGCAUCAGCCUCAUUGGGCUGGCAGUGGGAAAAGAAAAAUUCAUGCAGGAUGCCUCCGACGUGAUGCAGCUCUUGUUGAAGACCCAGACUGACUUCAAUGAUAUGGAGGAUGACGACCCUCAGAUCUCUUACAUGAUCUCAGCAUGGGCCAGAAUGUGCAAAAUCCUUGGAAAAGAAUUUCAACAGUACCUUCCAGUGGUUAUGGGGCCUUUAAUGAAGACAGCUUCCAUUAAGCCUGAAGUCGCCCUUUUAGACACCCAAGACAUGGAAAAUAUGAGUGAUGAUGAUGGCUGGGAAUUUGUGAACCUUGGAGAUCAGCAGAGUUUUGGUAUUAAAACUGCAGGUCUAGAAGAAAAAUCAACUGCUUGCCAGAUGUUGGUUUGUUACGCUAAGGAACUAAAGGAAGGUUUUGUGGAAUACACUGAACAAGUUGUCAAACUGAUGGUCCCCCUACUGAAAUUUUAUUUCCAUGAUGGCGUUCGAGUGGCAGCCGCGGAGUCCAUGCCUCUUCUCCUAGAGUGCGCACGAGUCCGCGGUCCUGAGUACCUUACCCAGAUGUGGCAUUUCAUGUGUGAUGCUCUCAUCAAGGCCAUUGGCACAGAACCGGAUUCAGAUGUGCUCUCAGAAAUAAUGCAUUCUUUUGCAAAGUGCAUUGAAGUGAUGGGAGAUGGCUGCCUUAAUAACGAACACUUUGAAGAAUUAGGAGGUAUAUUGAAAGCAAAACUAGAAGAACAUUUUAAAAACCAGGAAUUGCGGCAAGUUAAAAGACAAGAUGAAGACUAUGAUGAGCAGGUUGAAGAGUCACUGCAAGAUGAGGAUGAGAAUGAUGUUUAUAUUCUGACAAAAGUGUCAGAUAUUCUGCACUCAAUAUUCAGCAGCUACAAGGAGAAGGUGUUGCCAUGGUUUGAACAGCUGCUUCCGCUCAUCGUCAACCUGAUUUGUCCACACAGACCAUGGCCAGACAGACAGUGGGGAUUGUGCAUCUUUGAUGAUAUCAUAGAGCACUGUAGUCCAGCCUCGUUUAAGUACGCAGAAUAUUUCCUAAGGCCAAUGCUCCAGUACGUGUGUGACAACAGCCCGGAAGUCAGGCAAGCAGCUGCAUACGGCCUGGGAGUCAUGGCGCAGUAUGGUGGAGAUAACUACCGCCCGUUUUGCACAGAAGCACUUCCACUGCUUGUUCGAGUUAUCCAGUCUGCAGAUGCAAAGACCAAAGAAAAUGUCAACGCCACGGAGAAUUGCAUCUCGGCCGUAGGGAAGAUCAUGAAGUUCAAGCCGGACUGUGUAAACGUGGAAGAAGUCUUGCCACACUGGUUGUCUUGGCUUCCACUACAUGAGGAUAAAGAAGAAGCUGUCCAGACCUUCAGUUAUUUGUGUGACCUGAUCGAAAGUAAUCACCCAAUUGUUCUUGGCCCAAACAAUACCAACCUGCCCAAAAUAUUCAGCAUAAUCGCAGAAGGACAAAUGCAUGAGGCCAUUAAACAUGAAGAUCCCUGUGCCAAACGUCUGGCUAAUGUAGUUCGCCAAGUACAGACUUCUGGAGGACUAUGGACUGAGUGCAUAGCCCAGCUCAGUCCCGAGCAGCAGGCGGCCAUCCAGGAGCUCCUGACCUCUGCUUGAAGGGCCUUACCACCACCUGCCAGAACUACUCCAAAUAAACGCUUACCCUUUUGUUUAGGUUCCUUUGUUUUGUUUUGAGCAAGAGAGCAGUAGAGCUGUGUAGGCCGGUCUUCGGGAAGGAGGGCUGCGCGCGCAGGAGCCGCCGCCUGCGUGCCGAGUGCAGUUGCGGAGGAUCUCUGAGAGCACUGGAGGCGCCCGUAAGCCCCACAGUAGCACUGAAGAGUAUUUUUCUAUUGGUGUAUCCCACCCAUGUGAAGGGAAAGGAAAUAAAAUUAACUUUUCUCAGUAGACAUAAGGAAAUUUAAGGAAAAACAGCUUUAAGAUCAAUUAAUCCACAUAGAUGUGUGUGAAAACAAACUGCUAUACAGCCUAGUGUGCAUUCUAUCGAUCGGAGUGUGAGCUUGUGGGAUAGAAGGAAGCCUCCACCCAGCAAACCGGGUGAAAAACCUGAUGACAAACACGAAGCGUGAGGAUGUCACAUUUGAUGUCACUUUGGUUCUUUUCCCCAAGAGGCUUAUGCGGUGACGCAGCAUGGAGGCUUCCGGCUUCCAGCCCUUGAAUGUGAAGUGUCGUUGGCAUGUCUGGCAGUCGUCUCUCGUUCACUCCUCAAUAAACAACAUUGAAAUACAA